AGGUCACCAGGAAGAAUAUGAGGAGAUGGUUGAUAUUGGAAACUUCCGGCGUCAUCACCAAACCGGCUCCGACGACUCUCAUCCCCGAUUGCUCUCUGACAACAUGAGGUCCAACCGCUCCAGCGCGGCCCAUCCUGAUGACUUCACAGCACCGCAAUGGCCUCCUUCCAUUGCAGGAACGGGAAGCUCCCCGUCACUGACGUUGAGAAGCGGCGCUACAACGCCAUACGACCACUUGUCCUCGUCAAAACACUUGAUAUAUGCUGAUUCGAGAUCAUCUACUCCAAUGGUAUUUACAACUCCCCUCCCCCCCUGUUUCUCUCCCUUUGACCCAAUUGUUGGUGGUUGGUAUAUACUCCCUGUAUACUUGUGACCAUGACUCUUGCCGCGAAGUCGCCGCUGACGUCCUUUACUUCCUGUUUUCCUUGAAAUGCAGAAUCCAAGUCACAUCAGCCUGACCACUCUUUUGCCGCAGAAUGGGCGUUCUCCAAGCAAAGAGGUUAGCAGCGACAAUGACGAUCACAAUGGCGUGACCAUCUUGCACGACCGAGACGACGCCGACAUCUGGAAAGGCUGGAGGAGAUAUCUCUACACUCUGACGCCAUUUCUCACCCUUCUCAACACCGGAAUGUACCUGACCUACCUUGGACUUCGCAUUGCCUGCGUCAUCUUGGCGCAAAAGGCCUCGGGCACUACCUUUGCCGCCGCCUGGGUUUUCAUUGCCGUCGAACUGGCUGUCGCCAUCCCCUCGCUCAUGCACAACACCUGGACCAUGUGGUCCCUGAAGAAGAGACACAGGCCCAAGAUGAGGCUGACUGGAAACGAUGUGCCUACUGUCGAUUGCUUCGUCACCUGCUGCGGUGAGGAUGACGAGCUUGUCAUGGAUACGGUUCGCGGCGCCUGUGAUCAAGACUACCCCAUUGACCGCUUUAGAGUCAUUGUUUUGGACGACGCCAAGUCUCCCGGCCUGGAGCGUUCUUGCGCUAUCCUCUCGCACACCUACCCGAAUCUGUACUACAUGGCCCGUACCAAAAUUCCUGGACAGCCCCAUCAUUUCAAGGCCGGAAACCUCAACUAUGGUCUGGAUCAAGUUCACUUGUUGCCUGGCGGCGCUGGCCAGUACAUGGCGGCCUUGGACGCUGAUAUGAUUCCCGAGAGAGAUUGGCUUCGUGCUUUGCUUCCUCACGCUGUAAUGGAUCCCAAAAUGGCCUUGGUUUGCCCUCCCCAGCUGUUUUACAACACGCCGCCUUCCGACCCUCUAGCUCAGUCUCUAGAUUUCUUCGUUCACGUCAUUGAGCCCAUCAAGGACGCCAUGGGCGUAGCCUGGUGUACUGGAUCCGGUUAUGUCGCUAGGCGAGAGGCUUUGGAACAAAUUGGAAACUUCCCCCUUGGCUCGCUGGCCGAAGACGUGGCGACAUCGACUCUCAUGCUCGGUAAGGGAUGGAAGACGGCCUACGUUCACGAGCCUCUUCAGUUUGGAACCGUUCCUGAAGAUUACGGCAGCCACUUGAAACAGCGCACUCGAUGGGCCAUUGGUACCGUGGACACUUCGUUCAAGCUCAACUUUUGCCUGUGGGGUGACAAGGUUCGCCAAAUGACAUUCGCCCAGCGCUUCUCUGGCUUCCUCUACGCCUCUCUUAGUCUGUACACGAUCUUGCUGUCCAUCUCGCUCUUUGCCAUCCCCAUCAUUUUGAUCAUGGGCAAACCCCUCGUCGCAUACGCCAACGAUACACAGCUGCGAUGGCUCAUCCGCGCCUGCUUUGCCAACACCAUUUCCAACCGUCUCUGCGAGUUUGUUCUCUUUAUCCCCGCCGGCUAUCACACUGGCCAGCGUGGCUCUCGUUACCAGCUUUGGAUGUCGCCUUACAUUGCUCUCUGCAUCGUUCGAGCUUUCCUCCUGCCAAGGUGGCUUGGCGGAGAAGCCCAGGCCUUCAAGCCCACCGGUUCGCUCUCCUCGGCCCUGAACGAGCGUGAUCCCAAGCUCAGGAAGAACAUGUUCCGUCGUCUGUGGACCAUUCUCAUCAACUACAUGGCUCUCUUCCAUCUCGCAUUCGUCUAUCUGACCCUGGUUGCUGUAUGCCUUGUCUCGUACCGCUGCUUCUUCCAGGAGAGCAACCGCGUCAGGGACAUCCUCCUCUGCCUGGUCACGCACGCCUUCUGGCCACCUUUGACAUUCAUCUUCAUCUGCAGCUCUCUCUGGACUCCAGUCGCCUACGCCAUUGACCCUCCCCAGAUGCCCGACCGAGAAGAUCUUCUUGUUCGCGACCCCGAAACCAAGGUCGCGCACCCGACAACCCAGAGCAAGAAGAUUGCAUUUGGUGGCCAGGCCGCCUGGUUCGAAUUCGAGUACACCUUUUCGACGCUAUAUACCUGUCUUAUAUUUGUCGCAUCUUUCCUUUUCUAAAUGCAUUACGGUGGAAAACUUUCAGGGACACUUGCACAUUAAACCGUGUCUCGGGCUCCACGACAUCGGAGUACGUGUUUCAAUGUGAAUGUGAGGGAUGUUUGAUGGCUGCGGAGCAUUACGACCAGUGCGGCGGGUUGGGUUCUACGGGAUAUUUUUGUGAAUUUUUUUUUUAGAUGUUGAAAGGCGCAAGGGAUAUGUAUGAACAUAGAGACAGACACGUGAAUAUUUUGACUUGACAAUAAGGUAAUUAAGGUACAUGCUCGACACAGUCGGGGACACUGCAACUAUAGAUUAAUACGGCGACGCAAUUCGCCAUGUAUCUAGCGAUCAAAUGAAUAACAUUCAUUACAACG
This is a messenger RNA of Trichoderma virens Gv29-8, 2760 nucleotides long. Its product is annotated as glycosyltransferase family 2 protein. The transcript is spliced from 2 exons. The record is from RefSeq and is a predicted model, not a curated record. Bases 431 to 2404 code for a protein of 657 amino acids. Lineage: Eukaryota; Fungi; Ascomycota; Sordariomycetes; Hypocreales; Hypocreaceae.